Molecule: messenger RNA, 2409 nt
Organism: Theileria parva strain Muguga
Lineage: Eukaryota; Apicomplexa; Aconoidasida; Piroplasmida; Theileriidae
Product: glutamate--tRNA ligase
Exons: 8
Coding region: 28-2190 (720 amino acids)
Biological process (GO): glutamyl-tRNA aminoacylation; translation
Cellular component (GO): cytoplasm; cytosol; methionyl glutamyl tRNA synthetase complex
Molecular function (GO): glutamate-tRNA ligase activity; ATP binding
Source: RefSeq, a predicted model, not a curated record
UUUUAAUUAUGUUCAAACAAUCAUAAAAUGUAUAGUAAAGGUUCAGAACAACUGGUUGUAAACUAUUCUGUACAGAAUCCACCCUAUGGCGCAGUAAUUUUAUCAAGUAUAUCGAAAUACUUACAGAAAUCAGAUUCUUCUAAAGUAGUCUUUAAUUUAGAUAACAAAUUGCAAAACAAUGAGUUCUCUCUAAACGGAGAUAAAUUUAAUGAAGUUGAAUUGUUGAAAAACCUUUGUUCUGUACUUCCACAUUGCGAUAAACUUCUAGAUGUCGUGAAUCACUCAGAAUUGGAGUAUUGGUUUAAGGUUUUGUUAUCAGAAAGAGCGAAAUUAACCGAAAAUAAAGGAACAUUAGCAGAAAAUGAUAGUUAUUUGGAAAAUAUGAAUAACCACUUGGCGCAAAGAACAUAUUUAAUAGGCCAUAGAUUAUCAUUAUCAGAUAUUUUACACUUCAGCCUUUUAAGAAGAACAUGUAAUGUAAACUCUCUUAAGAAUAAGUACCCUCAUCUUGUUAGAUGGUAUAACUUCAUUUCAAACGUACCAGGAACAUCUGGAUGUUUAAAGGGCUAUGACACUCCAUCAAGCGCAACAUAUAAGAAGCCAUUUACAAAACAAGAACAACAAGAUAACUCUUACAAAGGUGUUCUUAAGGGGGCUAAGGAGGGUUGUGUCGUCACCAGGUUCCCCCCGGAACCAUCAGGUUAUUUGCAUAUUGGGCAUGCAAAAGCAGCACUGCUGAACUUUUACUUCGCUCAAAAGUACAAAGGGAAAAUGCUCGUAAGGUUUGACGAUACUAACCCCUCUAAAGAAAAGGACGAAUAUGUGGACUCAAUUAUGGAGGACCUGGAGAGCCUAGGAAUUAAAUACGAUGAACUUAGUUACACUUCAGACUAUUUUGACACAUUCCAGGAAUACGCAGUCAAGUUAAUAAAAAAAGGCUAUUGCUACUGCGAUGACACAGACGUUGAAACAAUGAGGAAGCAGAGAGGAGAAGGUGUUGAGUCACCAGCAAGAAACAACUCAGUUGAGAAAAAUUUGGAACUCUUUAAUGAAAUGCUUAAGGGUAGUGAAGUUGGAGUAAAGAAUUGUUUGAGAGCAAAGAUGGACAUGACCUCUAAGAACAAAUGUUUGAGGGACCCAGUGUUUUAUAGAUGUGUGACAAAUGUGCCUCACCAUAGAACUGGAGAUAAGUACAAAGCCUAUCCAACUUAUGAGUUUGCAUGUCCCAUAGUUGACUCACUCCAGGGAGUUUCCCACUCCCUCAGAACAAACGAGUAUUCAGAUAGGAUCCCUCUUUAUAACUGGGUACUAGAGAAGUGUGAGCUCAGGCAUGUAGAGAUCUAUGAGUUCAGCAGAAUGAAUUUUGUGAGAACAACACUUUCCAAGAGAAAGUUGAGAUGGUUUGUGGAAAACAAACUAGUCACAGGAUGGGAUGACCCCAGAAUGCCAACAGUUAAGGGAAUACUUAGAAGAGGGUUAUCAGUUAAGGCAUUGUUUGAAUUCAUUUUGGAUCAAGGACCAUCAAAAUCGGUUAAUUUGAUGGAGUGGGAUAAGUUGUGGGCGAAGAAUAAGCAGAUUAUAGACCCAGAGUCACCUAGAUACACAGCUGUUGUUUCAGACCACGUUGUUCUUAAGGUAGUAAAUUACGAAGAACCAGCUACUAAAACAAGGCCACUUCACCCUAAAAAUCCAGAUUUGCGGGAGAUCGAUCUUGUUUUCGGAGACCAAGUCAUGAUUGAAAGAGAUGAUUUCAACUUAAUUGAGAAAUCAGAAGAAGUUACAUUAAUGAAAUGGGGAAAUGCAUUUGUAGAUAAAGCUAAUCUACAACUUAAAUUAAACCUUCAAGGAGAUUUCAAGUUAACAAAGAAGAAAAUACAUUGGUUACCUCUGAAAACACCCACCAAUGUUGUUGAGUGUGACUUGGUUGAAUAUGGGCACUUGCUGAAAGUUGACAAAGUUGACGCAGAACUUUUAACAGAGGAUGAUAAUAUGAGAGAGUUCCUUGAGCCACAAACUGAAUGGGUAACAAAGGCUCUAGGAGAAUCGGCUUUAUCCAAGCUUAAAAAAGGAACGGUACUACAACUUGAGAGGAAGGGAUACUAUAUAGUUGACAAGCCACACGAUUCUGGAAGAUUAGUAUUAGUUCAAAUUCCAGACGGGAAAGUUGCAAAACCUAAACAGAAGAAGUGAUUCAGCACACCUAACGACUCCAACUUACUAAACUCCCACUUCAUUGGCCAAUAUAUUAAACAUUUCUCUAAUUUUUUCCAUAAUAUGUAUUUGGAACACUGGAUAAUCUGUCUUCCCUUGCACAUUGUUGCACAUGUUUAGCCUUCUGGCAGGAAGGCAAACCCCGCUCUGGAAAUUCGUGAAUACGUAGUUUAACAAGUUUUAAUCUGAUAUUGUCCA